CGUUGCAGACCCGAACAAAAAGUAGAGCCCCGUGGUGUAUUCAAGCGGUCUUCUUUCUAAUCAUUUUACACUAGCAUCAUUUCAAAAUCUUCUCUCAGAGGGAAAGACGCAUUCCAGAGGCCUUGAUUAUGAAGAACCACAUUUUGCCAUUCCACGAAGCAACGGUGAAGGUUUGGUGAUCACACAAGGUAGAAGCCUGAACUUUUUGAAUGAAGCCACUGGGAAAGUUUCUCCAUUUGUCUCAGAAGAGAAGUUUGAGCUGUCAGCUGAUGGACUAAUUAAUGAUGGAAAGUGUGAUGCUAAGGGCCGACUCUGGUUAGGUACGUACGUUGCAGGUGGUAGUUUCGACGAGGUGGAGAAAUGGAAGCCAAAUGGGGCCCUCUUUAGAAUCUCACCCGACGGAGCGGUCAGCAAACAGGCAGACCAGAUUGUUUUAUCAAACGGCCUGGACUGGACAACAGACAGCCGGACCAUGCUGUUCGCGGACAGCUUUGGCCUAAGGAUGUACGCCUUUGAUUUCGACCUGGAAAGUGGGGAGCUCAGUAACCGACGUGUGUUCAAACAGUGGGAGGCGGGCUCGGAGGAGUUUCCGGACGGACUUUGCAUAGACGCCGACAAUAAGGCUUGGGUGGCGAUGGUCAGCUCUGGACGGGUAAUUCAACUCGACUUAGAGACCGGGAAAGAGUUACAGAGCGUAAGUCUACCUUGUAAGGGGGUCACGUGCCCUAAUUUUGGCGGCAAAGACUUAAGCGUACUCUACGUGACGACAUCUGCAACAUUGAGACUGCAAGGCUGGCCGGAGAAUCCCCCAGAGGCGGGCGCCAUCUUUAAAGUGACGGGAUUAAACGCCAAGGGGAAAGCACCCAAUAUGUUCGCCGGAUAAAUAAUAAAUACGAGAGUUACAUCUCUUAGCAAAAUGUAAUACAAUGUACGUCAAAAAAGAUUAAUAAUAGUUGCCUCUCAGAAAAGUGUAUUCGUAGACUGGGAGCUAAGAUCGCAUGGUUUUAGAGGUUAGAGAAGAAAUAAACAAAAACCAAGAAAAGAAAAAACAGAAAAGAAUUAAACUGAUGCUGCUCUUCUUACGUUGUGAAAAACCUCAUAUUUUUCUCUAAAAAAACCAACUAGUACAGUGCAGCUCUACAUCUAUGAAUACAGACCUUAACACACAACAUUGCGUUAUGGUAGUUGUUUUAAAAGGGUAAAUUAUCUGAUAAUCUUUAUACUUUCUUUUUUACUUACAAACUCAACACCUUCCCUGGGGUUAUUCGCUAUGGUUCUAUGGAUUUGCAGCUAAAUAAUAGAGCUCUGACACUCAUUAAGAGAUAAAUGUCAUUUAUAAUGCCACAAUAUCUUCGUCUUCGUUGGCAUCAUGCAAUACGCUCAGAUCUUUUUGAAAAUUUAUGUGUAUUUAUGAAUAAAAGGCAAAUUUUGAAUUCAUGGUUAAUGAACACUGUUAUUAUUGCUCUCAGUGUUUCAUACUAUUUUUAAGAGUAAGUCAAUAAAACACAAAUUUGUGUUGCCAUACCUUGUUCCUGCAUGUAACUUUCACCCGAAAUAGUCAAUCGGUUUGCUUUUAGGCAAUCUUUUAGGACUGAAUAGAAUUAAAACAGUAGGACAGCUGGAGGAGGAGGAGUAAAAAGGGGGGGAGGGGGUGUAACGAUACAACCAGGUGAUAACCUAGACCUUAUUAUAACAGUUAAACUUUGACAAAAUAUGCUUACUUGUAUACUCGAAGAAUUGAUAGAAACAUUCUGACUGCUGACAGCAGACGUUCCCAAUCGUUUAUAUUUUCUUACCCUAUUACAUGAAUAUAACAGCUGCUUUUACUAUCGGAAUUAAACAAUUAUUUUCUA
This is a messenger RNA of Aplysia californica (California sea hare), 1853 nucleotides long. Its product is annotated as regucalcin. Gene Ontology annotation, biological process: L-ascorbic acid biosynthetic process. Gene Ontology annotation, molecular function: enzyme regulator activity; calcium ion binding; gluconolactonase activity. NCBI's taxonomy places the organism in Eukaryota, Metazoa, Mollusca, Gastropoda, Aplysiida, Aplysiidae. The record is from RefSeq and is a predicted model, not a curated record.